AGAAGGUCCUGCGCUGAGAGAAGGGGGCGGAGACAGGACUACGCGCCUGGAGUAGGAGGAGGAGGAAAAAAGAGACCAUAGAUUUCCAUCCUUGCCUAGAGCGGCCCUUAAAGUGCCAGGGAGAGGAGGGCGGGCGGGGACCACUCCAGAAUUGGCCGCUGGCGGUAUCAUGGCGACCCGGAACCCCCCUCCCCAAGAAUAUGAAAGUGAUGACGACUCUUAUGAAGUGUUGGAUUUAACUGAGUAUGCAAGAAGACACCAGUGGUGGAAUCGAGUGUUUGGCCACAGUUCGGGACCUAUGGUAGAAAAAUACUCAGUAGCUACCCAGAUUGUAAUGGGUGGCGUUACUGGCUGGUGUGCAGGAUUUCUGUUCCAGAAAGUUGGAAAACUUGCAGCAACUGCAGUAGGUGGUGGCUUUCUUCUUCUUCAGAUUGCUAGUCAUAGUGGCUAUGUGCAGAUUGACUGGAAGAGAGUUGAAAAAGAUGUAAAUAAAGCAAAAAGACAGAUUAAGAAACGAGCAAACAAAGCAGCACCUGAAAUCAACAAUUUAAUUGAAGAAGCAACAGAAUUUAUCAAGCAGAACAUUGUGAUAUCCAGUGGAUUUGUGGGAGGCUUUUUGCUCGGACUUGCAUCUUAAGGACAUGAAUAUUCUCCCAUAGUAGAUUCAACUAUGAGAAGAGAAGUGGCAGCAAUAAGGCAGUCUCUCAACAGUCAUGCUGCCAGAGUCUCUAGGGCAAGGAGAAACAACUAGCCAGACAAUACUCAAUUCACAACUUAGCAUUUUGCCAUCUGAAGCUUGGCAAACUAGUAUCUGCUGUAAAAUAACCUGUAUGGUAUGUGAACCAUAGUAUUCCUGAGCAAAACAUGGCUUUCACCGCUUUGUAAAAAUUUGCAUCUGUUUAGAAACUAGCCUAUAAAAUAUCACCAUUGGAUGUAGAUAUGGAGAGAAAAGAAAUAUGUUGGGUUUAUUGCUUAGUGAAAUAUUUUCUUUUUGUUUAAAUAAAAUGUUCAUUGUGUUUUAUGGUAUGUGUCCAUAAUUUAAAAUUUGUAUUAUAGUUUCAGUAUUAAGGCUGACUUUUUUUUUUUUUUUUCUAGAUAUGUUUCCAAUAAGUUAAAAAAACUGUAAUACUCUUUUGUGGAAAGCUUUAGAAAUGAUAUAAUUAUUAAAGAUAUUAAACAGACUCUGCCGAUGUAAUAUGA
Piliocolobus tephrosceles (Ugandan red Colobus) is the source of this 1200-nucleotide messenger RNA. It is a transcript of the gene FUNDC1, whose product is annotated as FUN14 domain containing 1. Gene Ontology annotation, biological process: autophagy of mitochondrion. The coding region runs from base 170 to 637 and encodes 155 amino acids. The transcript has 5 exons. The record is from RefSeq and is a predicted model, not a curated record. Gene Ontology annotation, cellular component: mitochondrial outer membrane. NCBI's taxonomy places the organism in Eukaryota, Metazoa, Chordata, Mammalia, Primates, Cercopithecidae.